CGAAACUCUCCAUUUUCAACUUGUAGGUCGUUUGGGUGUUCUUUCUUGUCGGUUGCCUCUUGUGAUAAUCGAUCCUAGGGGCCGUAAUAUUUUAUCACUCGUCCAGACAACGUUUAUUCAGAACAGAAACUCGCAAAAAAUCGAAGGCAUCAAGAAAAUGUUGACAUCAGCUUUGGCCUGUCAGUCAUUGCCACACUACUCUGAUUUUGAUACAACUUCAGAGAGUGGUCUUUCCGAUUUAUCAUACGUUCUUCCUUAUCGUCCGAAGAAAUCUUUAACCAGGAAUAAACCUGUGAAAGCUAGUCCUGGUGAAAUAAGGCUUGGAGCAAGGGCGAUGAGAAGAUACGAAAAUGAAGUUUAUUUAAAUACAUUAGCUGUGAUUACUGAAACCGAUGGAGAUAAUAUUGAUGAUUGUUGGCCUGAAAGUUUUAAUUAUUGUUCAACGUUUACUAAAUUACUAGAAGAUGAGAAUAUUCGAGCUGCUUGGGAUGCAUUUAUUCAGUUAUCUGAAAAAGAACAAGAGAAGCUUCUUGGUACACUUCGUGUAAAAAACAAAAUAAAUGAUGAUGAGAUGGCAGAUAGUGAUGAUUAUGAUAUUGAAGAUGAUAUAUCAUCAUAUUCUUCUGCUAUUUACCAUACCCCGUCUUCUUUAUCUCAUACAAAACGUCAUGUGAAACAUCGAUGUAGACGAUCUAAGCGUGAAGAGAGGAAGAAACGAUUUGAUGAUGUGAAUUCACUUCUACAAUCUAAUCUUAAUAUGUGUGUAUCUGUUCAACCAGAAGAUAAUAACAAUGUAACCAAAGAUAAUUUGCAUGAUUUAGAAAUAGAACGGCGUAUUCCUACUCGUGUAUUAUCGCUUGUAUCAGACUCUAUUCCUACAAACACGAUGACGAUGAACAAUUUAAAACACAAUCGAAAACGUUGUAAACGUCCACUUACUCCGACUGAUAUUUGUUUAAUGCAACGAGUUGAAGUUGAGUUGAGACAGCAUUUUUUCUCUCAAAUUAAUUCAAAUAGUAUUGUUGGUCGUUGGACACCAUCAUUAUCAUUGUUGUCACAAUCAAUGUCACCUUCAAUGACUAACAACUGUACGAAUAAUAAUAAGAAUUAUUAUUCACAUCCAGAUCUAUUGUGCUUGGAUCCAUUUCAAAGAUUAUUGGUUCAUUCAGUUGCUAGCUAUUUAGGGUUGAAUUCAUAUACUAUUCGAUCGGUCAUAAUCAGUGUACAUAGGAGCUGAGACAAAAAGAUGCGUGUUCUGGUUCCAGUUUCCACACAGACAGAUCAAACGAACGAGGGGAAUAGUCUAAAUGAUUUAAAAUCGUAGUAGUAUCAAUGAUGGUAAACAUAGAGAAUAUGUUACUUACGCUUUGUCUUCCCCACUAAGGAUUACAACUGACCAAUCUCUGUUAGUGUAUGUACAUUCUGAGUGAAUUGCCUUAAUAUUUCCAUUUAGUCAUUUGCUUUAGACGCAUAGUUGUUUAAAACGAAGGCCUCUAUGUUCGAGUUUGACACUGGAUAUCAACACUGUGAUGUUUUUUCCUACGUUCAGCUAACAAGUUCCGAGUAGGACAAAAUGCUACGUGUCCCAAAUCCCCACUCUUAGCCAUCAUCAAAAUUUAAUAGAGAAUUUAAUUCGGAAAGUAAGUUCAGGUUCACUGGGUGACCGUUAGCACUUGUUAAUUUACAUCAUCUAUCAAUACGGCUCAAACCAUUGGUCAAUGAUGUCUAUUAUGUUUAAUAAUAUCCUAAAUAGCUAGUCUAUAACAUUAUUGCUUAAUGAUACUACAGAUACCGUUUACAAGUCUUUUUCUCAUGGUUGUCAACUUUAUUAAAAUGUAAUAAUUAAUACCAUCUGUUAAUUUGCUAUUUUAAAUUAGUUGGUAGGAAGUCCUAGUCAGUUUGUAGCGAUAAGUCAGUGAGCAAGGGGUUCGACUAUCAACCAAUAAGUUCUGGGUUCAAACCUUAUUCCACCAACUUCGUUCUGGGCAACUGAUAGUAUUACUAACCAUCAAACUUAUAUUAUGUUUCAUAACCAAUUACAUUUAUCUUUACCUAGGUAAUUAUCUCAAGUUUCGGGCCCAUUGUCGACAUUCAUUAAAAAGGUAUAUCUGCAAUCUUGAAGGUAGUGUUGCUCUCACUGGUAUUUUUCGAACCAACUUGCAUGGAAUCGGAGGUUGGAACUAGUUGUCUACAGAUUACCUCCAACCACAAUGUCCAAUCACUUGGUCAUAUGAUCUUGUUUCAACUUGAGCUGUAUCGUAAAAUCAACACUAAGAACUAGUCUAGACAAACAUAUUGGUUAUAAAUCAAUAAUCAAUAAAUGUAAUAUUAGCUUGCUGCUAAUCGUAAAUCUUUCAGCCAUACACUUAAAAAUAAUGAUUUAUGUACUGCAUAACUAUUAAAACCUCAGUAAGCGUAACGAGGUUGAAAUGCUUGACCAACUGACGACUAUCUUUAUCAUUAAACCUUAGCUUUAAUAGGCAAAUGAUAAAUUUGUUUAACUCUUUGUGUAUUCUUUGAUUAGUUGUAUA
Messenger RNA from Schistosoma curassoni, 2531 nucleotides. Lineage: Eukaryota; Metazoa; Platyhelminthes; Trematoda; Strigeidida; Schistosomatidae. The record is from the annotation of a GenBank genome assembly.